Protobothrops mucrosquamatus (brown spotted pit viper) is the source of this 294-nucleotide messenger RNA. RefSeq names its product small integral membrane protein 18 (gene SMIM18). The coding region runs from base 1 to 294 and encodes 97 amino acids. Lineage: Eukaryota; Metazoa; Chordata; Lepidosauria; Squamata; Viperidae. The record is from RefSeq and is a predicted model, not a curated record. The transcript has a single exon.
AUGGCAACUUUCAACACUAGCCGCUGGAAUGAAACCACAUCCCUCUAUCAAUAUCUUGGCUUUCAAGUGCAGAAAAUUUACCCUUUCCACGACAACUGGAACACUGCCUGUUUUAUCAUCCUGGUCAUAUUUAUAUUUACUGUAAUAUGUUUGGUGGUACUAGCUUUUUUAUAUGAGCUGCUCGACUGUUGCUGCUGCGUUAAAAACAAGACCAUGAAAGACUUAGAAAAUGAACCCAAUCCUGUUAGAUCUAUGAUGAACAGCUUCAGAAAGCAUGAAACGGAAGUGGUGUAG